UUUUUUCUUUCUUUCUUUCCCUUUUCUAAGAGAGAGCUUUAAGCUACAAAAUCAAUGGCGAUUGAGAUUGAGAUCGAAGCAAAGCCAACGGUGGAGCUCUCCAAAGUUGCAGUCUCCGACACUCACGGCGAAGACUCGCCGUACUUCGCCGGCUGGAAAGCUUACGACGAAGAUCCUUACCACGAAUCAACCAAUCCCWCCGGCGUCAUCCAAAUGGGCCUCGCAGAAAAUCAARUGUCUUUCGACUUGUUGGAGGAGUAUUUGGAGCAGAAUUGUGAAGGGGGAGCAGCUAAUUCUAAUUCUAAUUCUUCUGGGUUCAGAGAAAAUGCCUUGUUCCAAGAUUACCAUGGGCUGCUCUCUUUUAGGACUGCAAUGGCUAGUUUUAUGGAGGAAAUUAGAGGUGCAAGAGCCAAAUUUGAUCCCAAUAGAGUUGUUUUAACUGCUGGUGCCACUGCCGCCAAUGAGCUUCUCACUUUCAUUCUCGCCGACCCUGGCGAUGCCUUGCUUGUCCCCACUCCUUAUUAUCCUGGAUUUGACAGAGAUUUGAGAUGGAGAACUGGAGUGAAAAUUGUACCAAUUCACUGCGACAGUUCAAAUAACUUUGAGAUUACUCCCCAAGCUUUGGAAGCGGCUUAUAACGCUGCAGUGGCCAUGAAUAUCAAAGUUAGAGGAGUUUUGAUCACGAACCCAUCAAACCCACUUGGCGCCACCAUCCAACGGUCCACAAUCGAAGACAUUUUGGAUUUCGUGACACGCAAAAACAUCCACCUCGUAUCCGACGAAAUCUACUCCGGCUCUGUCUUCUCCCCGGCCGAGUUCACCAGCGUCGCCGAGGUUUUGGAAUUCCGCGGCUACAAAGACGCCGAGCGGGUCCACAUCGUAUACAGCCUCUCCAAGGACCUCGGCCUUCCGGGGUUCAGAGUCGGCACGAUUUAUUCGUACAACGAUAAAGUCGUGACGACGGCUCGGCGGAUGUCGAGCUUCACGCUCAUAUCUUCCCAAACGCAGCAGCUUUUGGCGUCCAUGUUGUCGAACCGGAAAUUUACGGAAAAGUACAUUAAAAUGAACCGGGAGCGGCUGAGGAAGCGGUAUGAUAUGAUAAUUGAAGGAUUGCGAACCGCUGGAAUCGAGUGCUUGAAAGGAAACGCCGGUUUAUUUUGUUGGAUGAAUUUGAGUCCAUUGCUGAAGAACAAACCAACCAAAGAAGGAGAGAUUGAGCUUUGGAAAUGCAUACUGAAGGAAGUGAAAUUGAAUAUCUCGCCCGGUUCAUCGUGUCACUGCUCUGAACCGGGUUGGUUCAGAGUUUGUUUCGCCAACAUGAGCGAGGAGACUCUAGACGUUGCUCUUAAGAGAAUACAUUGCUUCAUGGAGAAAAUGAAGAAGGAAGAAGUACAAAACUCAGGCUUUGGUCUUUAG
This is a messenger RNA of Momordica charantia (bitter melon), 1416 nucleotides long. It is a transcript of the gene ACS7, whose product is annotated as 1-amino-cyclopropane-1-carboxylate synthase 7. Gene Ontology annotation, molecular function: transaminase activity; pyridoxal phosphate binding. Gene Ontology annotation, biological process: biosynthetic process; amino acid metabolic process. Lineage: Eukaryota; Viridiplantae; Streptophyta; Magnoliopsida; Cucurbitales; Cucurbitaceae. The record is from RefSeq and is a predicted model, not a curated record.